Messenger RNA from Cyclopterus lumpus (lumpfish), 447 nucleotides. Its product is annotated as small serum protein 2-like. The record is from RefSeq and is a predicted model, not a curated record. The coding region runs from base 1 to 375 and encodes 124 amino acids. NCBI's taxonomy places the organism in Eukaryota, Metazoa, Chordata, Actinopteri, Perciformes, Cyclopteridae. The transcript is spliced from 5 exons.
AUGGCGUCCAAGAGACAGGGUGCGGGAGGGAGUGUAUUCCUGAAGGAGGUCGUAGAGAAAUAUUUGGCUCUGGCUUUGCUGCUAUGCGCUCUGGCGUCAAUGUCAAAUGCUCAAUGCUUCCGUAAAGCCACGAAACCAGUCAAUAACCGUUGUCAGGACCAUGUGGAUAAGACAUGGCAUGACAUGGGAUCUUCUUGGAGAAACAGUCAAUGUUAUGACUGUACCUGCGAUAGUUGUUGCACUGGGUAUUCAACACCCCAGAACUUCCCUGACGACUGUGUGUCAGUUUUGGACUUGAAUGCUUGUGAAUACAAAGUGUUCAAGAGAGACAACCCGACUGUCCAAUGUCCAAUUUUUUCAGCAGUAGGAAAGUGAUGGAGUGGUCUGAAGGUCUGAAGUACGGCAUGCAGAUGUGAUCCCUCACUGGCUUCUCACCAGUAAACUUGU